CUCCAACUCUGGUGCCGAGGGCAAACAUGCAUGGGAUAUAUAAACACUCGGCAAAGAGCCACCGGUUGAAGAUUCCCCACAGCCUCACCUCAUCUCAUCUCAUAUUACCUUGCUUAGCUCGAGCUCAAGCUCGCCAUGCCUUUUGAACCGAUUCGUCCAAAGGACGACCCCCGUGUAACUCAUGAGUUUGCUGUCCUGAAUGGAAGGAAGUACCAUUACGUCCAUGGGCUUCCCCAGCAACAGCCACCAAGGGCAACAAUUCUAUGCAUACAUGGAUUCCCAGACCUCUGGUACUCAUGGCGUCACGUCAUACCCGGCCUGCUGGCAAUGGGCCUCCGAGUUAUCGUGCCAGACAUGAUCGGCUACGGGCAGACGGACAUGCCAAUCGUGACCUCCCCCGAAUCCUACGCGGCAUACAGCUGGAAGUCGUCCAGCGACGACAUGGCGGCUUUGCUCGCCCACCUGUCCAUCCCGCGCGUGAUCCUUCUCGGCCACGACUGGGGCGGUGCGAUCGUCUCGCGCAUCUACCUACACCACCCCGACGUCGUCUCCUCGAUCAUUUCAGUGUGCACGGCGUACUACCCGCCCAUGCGCGAGUACAUGCCCAUCGCCGCGGUCGCGCGGCACAUUCCCAGCUUCACGUACCAGGUCGCCUUCUGCGAUCCGCAGACCGAGCGGGACGUCAAGACUCCCGAGGAUAUCGGCCGGUUCCUUCGCGGGAUCCACCGCGGCCUCGGAGAUGGCUUCGACGGGAAGAUCCAGGUCACCGCCGAUUUCAUGAAGGAGCUGGGAGAUCAGCCGCGCGGGAAACUCAUGACUGAGGAAGAUUUGGCGUAUUAUGUCGAGCAGUACUCGAGGAAUGGCAUGCAUGGACCGCUCAAUUGGUAUAAAUGCCGCUACGAAAACUACCUGGAUGAGAAGGAUCUCGAGACGGCGACCAUCGACGUUCCGUACCUCUACGUAGCGGCCACGCAUGACAUCGCCACGCCGCCGUCCAUGGCUGCCCUGCAGAGCAAGUUCAUACCGAACCUUACCGAGCGCUCGCUGAAGGCUAGCCAUUGGAUUCCCGAGGAGGCGCCGGAACAGCUGCUGGAGAUACUGCAGGAGUGGUUGGGCCGCACGGGUUUUGGGUCCCAUGCGGCUGUCGAUGAGCCGAAGCUUUAAAAGAGUGGUAGUGGUAGUGGUGGCGUAUGGAGAGGGAAAAGUAGUAUUUGCACUUGUGGUGACAGUGGUAGUGGAUGACUUGGCUGUUGUUUUGGAGCUUCCCACAUUAUGGAAGAGUCCAAAAGGAUACUUGUCACUGGUUUCGUA
Molecule: messenger RNA, 1311 nt
Organism: Tricharina praecox
Lineage: Eukaryota; Fungi; Ascomycota; Pezizomycetes; Pezizales; Pyronemataceae
Product: Alpha/Beta hydrolase protein
Exons: 6
Coding region: 136-1164 (342 amino acids)
Molecular function (GO): hydrolase activity
Source: RefSeq, a predicted model, not a curated record